Molecule: messenger RNA, 819 nt
Organism: Lathyrus sativus (Indian pea)
Lineage: Eukaryota; Viridiplantae; Streptophyta; Magnoliopsida; Fabales; Fabaceae
Source: the annotation of a GenBank genome assembly
AUGAAACUAAAACCAUUCAAUCUUCAUUCAUUUUUCUUCUCCCCAAAACCGAUUCAAACAACAUUCAUAUCUCCCCAUUCAUCACACAAAUGUUUCUCAACCAAUCACCCAAGAAAACCACCACACUUGUUCGACGACGUCGUACCCGAAACCAGCGCCGUUUAUAAUCACGCUCUCAAAUUCCAGCGUCCCCCAACUAUCAAAUGGAAACCACACCUAGAAAACACCACCACCUUCAUCGGUUCCGUCACGCGUCAACUCAAGCCCGUCAACUCAAAAACCGGUCAAUUCGGAGUUCACACUUGCCUUCGAGUUCGAAGUUCUUACAAACCUAAUUCCUCAUCUUUUUGGGUACUUCUUAUGAUGUGGAACGAUGUUGCUGAAUUUGCUUAUGAACACGUGAAACCGAAUCAUUUUAUUUGUGUAUCAGGUUGUUUGGCUCCUUGCAUUGGAGACACUCAAUUGGGUUAUAACUAUAAGCUAAUUGUGAAUGAGUUAGAGUUUGUUGCGUUGCAAAGUCUGGGCUACAAAGAGAAUGAGAAAGAAAAUAAAUUUGAAGCUUGCAACCAAUCUGAUGUGAAUCGGCUUCACCUUUGGCAAGUGUUUUUCGCCAGUCCAAAUGAAUGGUGGGAUCAAAGAAAGAACAAGUUAAAUCCAAAGUCGCCUGAUUUUAAACACAAAGAUACAGGGGAAGCUCUCUGGCUGAGUAAACAUAAUCCACCAUGGGUUACAAGACAACUUGAAUUACUUGACUCAAAGUUUGCAGGAGGAUUUGCGGGUCGUCGGUCACGUCUCACAUCUUGGGUUUACGAUGAAUAG